Molecule: messenger RNA, 784 nt
Organism: Procambarus clarkii (red swamp crayfish)
Lineage: Eukaryota; Metazoa; Arthropoda; Malacostraca; Decapoda; Cambaridae
Source: RefSeq, a predicted model, not a curated record
CAGACAGAACCUUGUAUCCUUCAGCCUACGCCUCUCCGACAUCAUGAAGGUCUUGAUUCUGUUGGCUCUUGUAGCCUUGGCCUCCGCCAGGCCUCAGUUUCUUCCAUACACCGCUCCACUGGUGGUGAAAACUGCUGCAGGAUCUCCGAGCCUCACAUCCUACACUGCGGCCUAUCCUUACACCGGCCUACCCUUCGCUGCUCGUGGCUUCCCCUUCACAGCCGGCACCUACACUCCCAAGACCUACGGUGCCGAUAUCUACACUCCCUUGACCUACUCCGCUGGGAUUUUCAAGGGGGUCGGAGACAAGAGAACCAAGCGCUCAGCAGAUGCUGAUGCUGAUCCUCAGUUGGUCUUCACCACUGGAAUUCCCCAGGUGUACUCCAGCGGUAUCCCUCAAGUGUACUCCAAUAUCCCCAAGGUUUACUCCAGCGGUAUCCCUCAGGUUUAUUCCGCUGGUAUCCCUCAGGUGUACUCUAAUAUCCCCAAGGUUUACUCUAGCGGUAUUCCUCAGGUCUACACCGCCGGUAUCCCUCAGGUUUACUCCACCGGCAUCCCCCAGAUAUACUCGAAAACCGGUACUCCUCAGGUAUACACCGCCACUCCCACUGGAGCAACCAACAUUCCCUUCGCUGGCUACAGCUUCCCUUACACGUACAGCGUCCCAACUAUCAGCUCCCCGAGUCCCACUACAAGCUUCGUGGCUCCCUACAGCAGCGGCUUCCCCCUCGUCACACCCAUUGUAACACCCGUCAAAGUUAAGACUGAGGUUAAGGACAAUUAA